GUGUUGGACCAGUUAAACGCUAGCUGGGGUUAUUAUAUGUCGUCUAACAAAAGACACAGGAUGAACAAUUCUAUAAUACCCAGUUAUACUUGUAGUGAGUCAUUCGAACAGUUGUGACUGGAGAGAACGGACAUAUCAUAUUAUUUUUUUUUAACAAUUAACUUUCACCAUGGAUGACGAAGUAGCCGCUUUGGUUAUUGACAAUGGAUCUGGUAUGUGUAAAGCAGGUUUUGCUGGAGACGAUGCCCCUCGAGCUGUUUUCCCCUCAAUUGUUGGAAGACCCAGACAUCAGGGUGUUAUGGUUGGUAUGGGACAGAAAGACAGCUAUGUAGGAGAUGAAGCUCAAUCUAAGAGAGGUAUCCUCACCUUAAAAUACCCAAUUGAACAUGGUAUUGUUACCAACUGGGAUGAUAUGGAGAAAAUCUGGCAUCACACUUUCUACAAUGAACUUCGAGUUGCCCCAGAAGAACACCCUGUCCUCCUUACAGAGGCUCCACUCAAUCCUAAAGCCAACAGAGAAAAGAUGACCCAAAUUAUGUUUGAAACCUUCAAUUCACCAGCUAUGUAUGUAGCUAUCCAAGCUGUAUUGUCCCUAUAUGCCUCUGGUCGUACCACUGGUAUCGUCAUGGAUUCUGGAGAUGGUGUUAGUCACACAGUACCUAUUUAUGAAGGUUAUGCUCUUCCUCAUGCCAUCAUCCGUUUGGAUUUGGCUGGUCGAGAUUUGACCGACUACUUGAUGAAAAUUUUGACAGAAAGAGGUUACUCCUUCACCACAACAGCUGAAAGAGAAAUCGUCAGAGACAUCAAAGAAAAAUUAUGUUAUGUUGCUUUGGAUUUCGAACAGGAAAUGCAAACUGCUGCAUCUUCAUCAUCCUUGGAAAAAUCAUACGAACUACCCGAUGGUCAAGUCAUCACUAUUGGUAACGAACGAUUCCGAUGCCCAGAAGCCAUGUUCCAACCAUCUUUCUUGGGUAUGGAAUCUGCUGGUAUCCAUGAAACCACCUACAACUCCAUCAUGAAAUGUGAUGUUGAUAUCAGAAAAGAUUUGUAUGCCAACACUGUAUUAUCUGGAGGAUCUACCAUGUACCCAGGUAUUGCUGACAGAAUGCAGAAAGAAAUCACAGCCUUAGCCCCACCAACCAUGAAAAUUAAAAUCAUCGCUCCACCUGAGAGAAAAUACUCUGUAUGGAUUGGUGGUUCUAUCUUGGCUUCUCUCUCAACCUUCCAACAGAUGUGGAUCUCCAAACAGGAAUAUGAUGAAUCUGGUCCAGCAAUCGUCCACAGAAAAUGUUUCUAAAAUAAUUAUCAGUAUUUUUCUGAGAAGGAUUGAGCAUCAGAUCUGAAAAAAACUAUUCUUGGUGAAAUGUUUCAAAAAAAGGUGUAAGGUUUCAUUGCAUAUAAUUCCAGAGUGUUCCUAAGGCUUUUAGAACUUUCUAAUAAAAAAAAAUAACAGUUAUGAAGUCGUUUCGAAAAUCAAUCACGCUGUAAUUGGAUACCCUAAACAAGGGUGUCCUAACGAAUCAUACUUGUGCACAUACUAAACUAUUAUAUAUUUUUUUAAAUUUGUUAAUGUUAAUAAUAAAAUAUGAAAAAAAAUCCCAA
Lottia gigantea (owl limpet) is the source of this 1602-nucleotide messenger RNA. RefSeq lists its product as hypothetical. The coding region runs from base 170 to 1297 and encodes 375 amino acids. NCBI's taxonomy places the organism in Eukaryota, Metazoa, Mollusca, Gastropoda, Lottiidae. The record is from RefSeq and is a predicted model, not a curated record. The transcript is spliced from 3 exons.